Molecule: messenger RNA, 537 nt
Organism: Corylus avellana
Lineage: Eukaryota; Viridiplantae; Streptophyta; Magnoliopsida; Fagales; Betulaceae
Source: RefSeq, a predicted model, not a curated record
AUGGCUCCUUGCUUUUCAUUCUGCAGAUCAUCGCCAGCGAGCAAAAGCAUAAGACUGGUUCACAUGAAUGGCUACGUGGAGGACUUCGAACAUCCUGUUUCAGUCAGCCAAGCCACCGGCAAGCCCCCAAAGCACUUUGUGUGCACCCCGGCUCAGCUUCUCUGCGCCGGCUCGGAGCCACUGAACCCCGACACCCAGCUCGAAGCAGGCAAAAUAUAUUUCCUGCUGCCAUUCUCAGUAUUACGAGCUGAUGUUUCUCCAUUGGACUUGGUCUCUAUUGUCAGGAAGCUAACCGCAGUGGCAAAAGCUAGACGGCGUGAGCAGCCUAAAUCUUCCCAAACUAGUCAAUACGGCUCGAGCCGAGUAUUCAGUUCUCCGGGUACAAGUCCUAGCCGGUUUAUGGAGCCGGACGGGAAGAUGAUGACGUACGGUGCACAGAGGUCUGCUAGACCGCGGUCAUGGACGCCUAUAUUGGACACCAUUAGAGAGAAAUCGUUCGAUCGUAAAAGCAAAUCAGAUUUGCAAGAAAAGCAGUAG